Molecule: messenger RNA, 3437 nt
Organism: Orbicella faveolata
Lineage: Eukaryota; Metazoa; Cnidaria; Anthozoa; Scleractinia; Merulinidae
Product: PAX3- and PAX7-binding protein 1-like
Biological process (GO): mRNA splicing, via spliceosome; spliceosomal complex disassembly
Cellular component (GO): nucleus; U2-type post-mRNA release spliceosomal complex
Molecular function (GO): DNA binding
Source: RefSeq, a predicted model, not a curated record
GAGAGAUCUGGGGAGAGCUUCCCAUGACACCUUUCACGCUUGCAAGAAAAUCAUGGCCACCAUGUUCAAGAAGUCUAAACGAAAUUUUCGCAAAAAAGUCGUAGACGAAGACGACGACACCGGAAAUGAUGAUGAAUCAGAGAACGUUCCUGCAAUUCCAAAAAACACAGUUGAAAAUUCGAAGCCAAAAGAGAAAAAGAAGUCAAAGAUCAAGGUCGAUAAAGUUGCGUCUUCCAAUUCCCUGUUGAGCUUCGAUGAUGAAGCGGCAGACGAGGGUGAGGUUUUUAAGGUUCGGAAAUCAAAGGAAAGCCGUCGUUUGGCGAAGAAAAUCGAGCAAGAACGGAAAAAGAAAGAGAAAAUCGGCGGGGAGGCGGACGCGAAUAAAAAUGACGGAAGUCUUGAUCAGGGUCAAGACGACACCGAUGAGAAACUUGCUGCACUGCGGGCAGAACUGAGCCAGAUCACACGUGAAGGCGACGAUGAUGACGCUGAUGAUGACAUUGAGUCUGUAGGGUCAGCUCCUGUAAAAGAACCGGUUACAAAUUCAAAUAUAAGAACUGAUUUUAGUAUACCAGACGCAGCAACAAUCCAUGCCGCACGCAAAAGACGUGAAAUGGCUAGACAAACUGAGCAAGAUUACAUUCCUCUAGAUGACACAAAGAAAUAUGAAGGGCAAUUUGCUUCAAAAGGUCGGCUGGUGAGAGAAGAUGAAAAUGAUGUAAGUGAUGACGAGGGUGAAGAAGGCCCCAUCACCUUCUCUGUUGCAAGGAAAACAGGAUUUCCAGCUCUGGAUCGUAGACGAGAGGUAGAAGCCGCGCUUGCUAAUCAACAACUUGACGAAAAAUCUGACGAUGAAGAGGCUGAAGAUGAUGAGGAGUUGAAACUUUGGGAAGAUGAACAAAUUCGCAAAGGAGUGAAAGGGGUUUCUGCACCCCUGGUACAAACAGAAUUGCCGCCAGCCACUGAGAUGACAAAUUCAUUAUAUCAGCAACAGUAUGCCGAGGAUCAACCUUCAGGCUUUCAAAUAGCCCAGCAACCUUAUACAUAUGGAGUCGGGUAUAGAGAUGUACACACAAAUGGAAAUCAAACUCAUGGACUGACCGUGGCCUCUAAUUCACUGCAAAGUCAUCACGCAGUAACUGUAGACAUGAUUUGCGACAAGAUGAAACAACAGUUAGCAACGCUUCAAGAGGUACAUCGCGGACAUCAGAUGGACAAAGAAAAAGCAACAUCUCAGCUGGAAACUGCGCAGGGAAGCAUCAAGAAGCUAGAGCGUCAGGGACGAAAUGCAGAGCAGAGAUUUACUUUUUUUCAAGAGAUGAGGGGGUAUGUCAGGGACUUGCUAGAAUGCCUUAAUCACAAGGUGGGUGAUACAAGCAGGAUGAGAUCCUUCAAGCGAUUUAUGGUCGCUUUUCUCGAACAGGAAAACAUCACGCAGCAUGGAAUUUCCAUUCCCCCGCAAAGCUGUUUGCAGCGUCGACGAUGGCCAUUUGAUAAAUACCUUAUUUUGUUGUUUUUUGCAGAGAGGAUUCUAUCUGAGGAGAAAGCUUUAUUUGAAGAUGUAGUGGAGGAUUUCAGUUCUAUCGACUCAAUAAAAUCAAGAUUUGAGGAAUGGAAGAACAAACACGAAGACUGUUAUAGGAAUGCAUACAUUUCACUUUGUCUUCCUAAACUGUUUGCUCCAUUUAUUAGACUGCAACUUUUGGACUGGAAUCCGUUUGAGGCCAAAUGUUUGGAGAUUGAGGAUUUCCGCUGGUACAAAAGUCUGGUGUUGUUUGGAUGUGGGGAUGAUCCCUAUGACAUUGAUGUUGACGACCCUGAUGUUAAACUCAUUCCAAUAGUGUUGGAGAAGUCACUUAUCCCAAAACUAACUGGUCUUUUUGAACAUGUUUGGGAUCCUUUAUCACAGAAACAAACAGUGCUGGCUAUUAAAUUAAUUAGAGGGAUGGCUGAAGUUUAUCCCAACUUUCAUGCUCAAGAUAAGUCUACACAGUCGCUGUUUGCUGCCAUAACGACUCGCUUGAGAAGAUGUGUAAGCGACGAUGUCUAUGUCCCUCUUUAUCCUAAAAGUUUACUGGACAACAAAUCUUCAGGGGCCUUGGCGUUUUUCCAGAGACAGUUUUGGAGUUGUGUCAAGCUCAUGGAUAACAUCCUCAGAUGGGAGGGUCUCAUUUCGUCCGCCAGGCUGCAGGAAAUGGCAGUGGACGGUCUACUGAACAGAUAUCUGCUCUUAGCUCUUCAACAUUCUCAUCUUUACUUCGACAGUCUGGAAAAGGCUAAAGCGAUCACUGCCACGUUUCCCAAACAGUGGUUUAGCGAGCACCAACAGAAGACUUUGCCUUCGUUAGAAGCGUUGGUGCGUUAUCUCGCCACCUUGGCAGCAAGCAUGCAACGCUCUUGUGCAGGAUGUCCUGAAGCUGAGAAAAAGAAGGCGAGGAAUGGCAUCAAGAAGGUUAUCCAACUUCUCCUUCAACUGAGAUCCGUGGACAAGGCGAAGCUGGUGGCUACAGAACACAGUCUGGAUGAUCUCGUGAAAGAAGUAUGACAUAGGCUCGAAUCCUUUUAUGUUCAACAGUGGAGUUCUCCAAACCUUGAACUACUUGGAGGAGCGUUGUGUCGAGCCUUCGACUCAGUUGGUCAGCGAAGUUACUGGGCGGCUUUGCGCGCUGGGGGAAUUGAAGGAAAAGGAUUGAAAUUUCUCUUUCUUCACUUGUAACAGCCAUUUUACCGUUGCUAUAAAUCACCUAAAAAUGACCACGUAAUCAUGCUGUAAGUGUGACGAGACGCCAGCCUCAGGAGCAGACGUUUACGUGACCAGCAUUGUUCGAGUGCUCCCCGAGUCACGCAAUCUUUGGAAGCAUUGCGUACGUGACUUUUGUGACUACACACAGUUUAACAUCGAAAGGAGUGUUUUAAAGAUUUUUCUUGUAGUGGAACCCCCUUUGCAUGGCAGUUCAUUCUCUUGACAUCAAAAGAACAAAAAGGUUUUGUGGAUACUUGAAAGACCAAGUGUAUUUUGGUUGUCGAUAUUUUCUGGAGGCUUGAUUUCCGCAAUCUCUCGUCCGUAUUACAGGCGUUACUUGGUUCGUGGCGUAACGCUCUUUGAAUCCACGAGAAGCGUUGUGUGACAACUGAAGUAACGGUUGCGAGACUGCGGACAAUCGUUAGUCUGUAGCAAACUCUUUGAGAGCUCCCUAGAGAGCUUGUCUGCAGGCUAUAAGACGUGGACGGAUCUCAAGUUUCUUUUUGCUCGAUAAGUAAGAUAAAUUAACAAAGAACUGCUCCAAGUCUGUCUCUUGCAGGCUUCGAAUCCUAGGAGUUAAUUAAUUAUUCACUGCUUUCCUCGGGAGCUAGGCUCAGAGGCUUCAUUUAUCACCCGGUUUAGUAACUUGCUUGGUCGCAGCGGCCUUUACAUUGCAAGAUUAUUCAAACGUUCA